Messenger RNA from Cooperia oncophora, 1209 nucleotides. The record is from the annotation of a GenBank genome assembly. NCBI's taxonomy places the organism in Eukaryota, Metazoa, Nematoda, Chromadorea, Rhabditida, Trichostrongylidae.
AUGGGCUACACUUUAGGGACAUCUGGAGUGACUCCAGAUUUCACCAAUCUCGCUGAAUUACUACAGGAUGCUGAAUAUGGACCCUUCAGACUGCCUUCGAAAUGGGCAGAAGAAGAAAAGGAAGAGGAUGAGUACGUCUCUCAACGAGGUAUCGAUUGGUUAGAACGGCGGGCAAUCGCGCACGUUCCUGAAACGAUAUACACGUUGGACGCGUCGGCUUAUCUCGUUAUGCGAAAUCGGGAGGACCAACUAAAACCACCCGAAGUUCGUGGUGGCCCUCGAGACGCCUUGAUCGUGCACGCCACUGAGCAUACAUCUUCGGUUCUUUAUCAAGAGGCAUUCCUUGUUACCUAUCGAACGUUCGUUUCAUCACAUGAUCUCAUUAACAAACUCAUUUCAAGAUACGUGUUUAUGUCCAUGUCGUCCGAUCGAGCAUCGCAAUCAGCUGCUCGAUUAACGUUUUCCGUACUGGUACGAGUAGUGGACGAGUUGACAGCAUACGAGCUGAAUGGGGCCCUAAUGCAUACCGUCACCUCUUUCGUAUAUCGCCUUAUUCAAGAAGGGAAUCUUAUAUUUGCUCUAAUUAAUAACACCAACUACACCUUGUUUGAUUUCCGAUCAUCCGAUUUGGCCUGUCAAAUGACUUAUAUCGACGCUCAACUGUUUCAGCUCAUUGAGCCUCCUGAACUUCUUUGGUGGGCACAAGAGCAAGAUGAGAAGAAAAGCCCGAACAUGGUCGCAUUUACCGAACAUUUCAAUAAUGUCUCAUUCUGGGUACGAACUCUAGUGAUUACACCUUCAAAUCCUAAGGAGCGUGAGAAGUACAUGAUGAAGUUCAUCAAAAUAAUGAAGCAAUUACGCCGACUUGGCAAUUUCAAUUCGUACUUGGCACUGCUAUCAGCACUCGUGUCCAGUCCGUUGACUCGUCUCGACUGGAGCAAGGCCGUGACAGACGCUUUGAGAGAACACGCGAACAUUAUGGAUACUAGUCAUUCCUACAAAAACUAUCGUCUUCUACUACAGCAGGCUGCACCUCCUACGGUACCUUACAUAGGCGUUGUGCUCCAGGAUUUAACGUUUGUCCACGCUGGCAAUCCUGAUACCCUUCCGGCUGAACGAUGUGGUGGUCGACGAGGUUUUGUGAACUUCCUGAAACGAUGGCAUCAAUACGCAAUACUAGACAGCAUACGGAAGAUGAAACGAUGGUGA